GCCGGCGAGGACGAUCACGCCGUCGCAAGAACGGAAAAUACAGACGCUUCUAACGCGACUCAGGACGGAAAUCAAGUUCAAAAUGGCCAGCCUGCCCAGGGUGAGCAAGCUCAGCAGCAAGGAGGCGGUACAUGGGGAAUGGUCAAGGGGUUCCUGGUGAGGGCAGUGAUUAUCUAUUUCAUAAGCAGUUUGUUCAGAGGAAAGUCAACGCCUCCUGCUGCUACUCCUGGAGACCCGUCAGCUGUGGCGAAAAAUUCAAUUCCUUCAACCAAUAUGUUCCCAAAGGAAAUGCUUAUGGAUUUGCAUGUGUUCCUCUCUGAGCAAGAGGAAUUCACCGACUUCAAUAACCCUGAGGCUAAAUUCUGGUUCAAGCAAGGAUUGGUCUAUGGUGACUGGACUUCAGGCCCUGAUGGUGAUGGAUCUCAUAAGAAAUUUAAGAGUAUGGCAACACCUUUGGCGGUCCAGAACAAUGGCUCCAUCUAUCUCCACUUGUACCUAACAAAGAUGGGGCGCUCCCCUGAUCCGAAGGACAAGACCUACUUGAAAAGAAUGAUGGUCUAUAAAAAGAGACAGCUGAACAAAUACAAAAAGAAGAAGUACCACACGAUGGUGAACCUGUUGACCGGAAAGACUGAAGCCCAUCCUGACAUGAUCAAGAAGGAUAACGACACGAAUGAGAUCAAGGUCUUGUCCCACUGGCAUCCCAACUUGACUGUCUGUCUCCUUGAUGACCAUACUCCGUGGGUCAAAGGAUCGGUCCCUCAGCCACUUGAUGAACACAUUGACUUCGAGCCCGGCACUCAGCAGUACAAACCUGUAAUCUACUUCAAUGACUAUUGGAACAUGAACAGUGAUUACAUGCCCAUCAAUGAGACUGUCCACGAGCUGAACUUCACCCUGACCUUCACACCGAUCUCGCUCUUCAAGUGGCAGAUGUACGCUGCCCAGGGCAUGCGGAGCAAGUGGUACUCGGUCCUAGGAGACGAUUUCAUGCCAGAGGAAUCUGAUGAAGACCAAGACUCACUGAAGAGAACCUUGGUGGAGACGAACCCCUACCUUCUUGGUCUGACCAUCGUCGUGUCCAUAGUUCACAGUGUGUUUGAGUUCCUUGCUUUCAAAAACGAUAUCCAAUUUUGGAAGAGUCGUAAGUCCCUGGAAGGUUUAUCCGUGCGUUCCGUAUUCUUCAACGUGUUCCAAUCGCUGAUUGUCGUCCUUUAUGUCCUGGACAAUGAGACGAAUACCGUGGUCAGGAUUAGCGUGAUCAUUGGACUCGCCAUUGAGUGUUGGAAGAUCAAGAAAGUAGUUGAUGUCAAGCUUGACUUCGAGCAGCGGUGGUUUGGCAUCAUUCCUAGGUUAUACUUUGCUGAUAAAUCUACAUAUUUACAAUCAAAUACUAAAGUAUAUGACCAGAAUGCUUUCAAAUAUCUGUCCUGGCUCCUGUUUCCCCUGCUAGUGUGUUAUUCGAUAUAUUCGUUGUUCUAUGUAGAACACAAGGGCUAUUAUUCCUGGGUGCUUAGUUUACUGUAUGGAUUUCUAUUAACCUUUGGCUUCAUAAUGAUGACUCCCCAGUUAUUCAUCAACUACAAGAUGAAGUCUGUCGCCCAUCUGCCAUGGAGGAUGUUAACCUAUAAAGCCCUCAAUACAUUCAUUGAUGAUAUAUUUGCCUUUGUCAUCAAGAUGCCAACACUAUAUAGGAUUGGGUGUCUACGUGAUGAUGUGAUAUUUUUCAUCUAUCUCUAUCAAAAGUGGAUUUAUCCCAUCGAUCCCAAACGUGUGAAUGAGUACGGCACGUCCCUGGAGAUGAUGGAUGAGAAUGGGAAAAUCAUCACACCGCCCGAGGAGGGGGGCGGGGAUCCUGCCGCCAUAGGAGAGGGUGAGGCCACCGAGGGUGAAGUCACAGAGGCCAAGCCGGCCGGGGAGAAGAAGAAUGAUUAAUGAUAGGUGUCCGGCAGGGAGUUGCUGAUAGGGAACUGUUGCCGACUUGUCUGUUCGGCGAAAGGAUCUCCGAGCAAAAAUCUUAGCUAUAUUUGACCGUAGGCUGCCUUGGCUUGUUCAAGUUCCCGAUUUGUAUAUCCCUGUCUUCAUUGUCAUUGCUUUUAGUCUGAUGUGAGUGAGCUUUCCUGUAGAAUUUGGCUUACUUAAUGUGAAGGUCAACACUGCUCACGUUAAGUCGAAACAAACUUAUAUGUAUUUAAAGUAUUUAUUGAAUGUCGUUUGUUGAAAUGGAAGACUUUACCCUGUUUCCCCCCCAAAAUGGCACUGCAUGCAAAACAAAGUAAACAUUUUCUGUAUUUUGCUACAAAUGGCCCAUUCUUGGUUUGUUUGCCCGAUACUGGCAGAGUUAGUACUUUUUGAUAGUUUCAGAUGUAACUUUAUGUUCAAAUAUUUCAAUUUCUCUACGAAUUCACCAAAAAUGAGAGUGCCAUUUUUACGUGAAAUGGGGUGCAGGAAAUGCAAAUGUCGUUCUCAUUUCUCUUGCCAUAGACUUGUGAGGCAAUUCCGAAUGUUGAUGUUUCUAUGAGAUUGUGCAAAGUCUUUUAGAGCACGUUGUUUUCAUAAGUUUCCUCAACGAAUUUGAAAUUGUGGGGAAAUUGCAUUUGAUUUAAAGCUAAAAAAUGUCAUACUGGAAUUACGACGGAUCAACAAUGUUCUCCACAAGGCCAUUUGUCCAGGUAGCCCACCCUACCUUGGCAGAUUACCGCCCUCUCUUGGAAGAGCCACCCUACCUUGCUCUAGAAUUUUUUAAAGGUUUUCUAUAUGGACACUCUACAUUAAAUACCAGGCCACUGUACCUUGUGUGGCACACUGGCGAAACAUUUUGAAUAUCGAGGGUACCACCCUACCUUGAGAAAGGCCUGUGGAGAACUCUGAAUGACCUAUUUACUCUAUAAUUGCCAUCACUUUUCUGUCCUUCACAUUGGUUUACACCACCAGAUUAUUUGACUUCGUUUGUGAGGACCUAAAAUGUGAUGUACACGUGUUAUUAUUGUACACGUGUGAUCAAGAAUAGAUAACGUCUAUAUUGAUUCUUGGUGUAAUGAACAAAGGUAGAAGUGCUGUUAAUUUUAAAAUUUUCAUUGUGUUUUUAUAUAUCACAUCGUGUCGAGGACUUGCACGUUACUUGUUGUCUACUUGUUGAUUUAUUUCUCCAGAAUCUCGUAAGAAAUGACCAUCAAGGUAAAAAAUCUCCUCGAAUUUUAGGAAUUUCUGCCAAAACUGAGUUGCACUGAUUGAUGAGUUUUUCUGAUGGUGUCAUAUUGUGAACAAACUUUUAAGCACAAGUGCCAUGGUGUGAUUUUUAUUUCGACAUUGUAAUGUUUUAUUUGGAUAUCACCUCACCGAAUUGUUACAUAUUAUUUUCUCUUACUACACAUGUUGUUCUUUCAAACUGUAUCUAAGUUGGGCAUAUUUGGUUGCACUCUUGGUAAAAGGGAGCAUAUUAAUCACCUCACUAUGAAUUUUGAAUUGUCUUUUCAAAUUGUAUCAUGAGUCGUGUUUGGGCUUGCGUUGACAUUCAACAUUUCCACAAGAUUUCAGACAGUGCUCUUUUCUCAGACUCCCCUCCCCCAAAAGAGUACUGCAUAAACUGUUGAUUACUGCAACAAAGGUUUCAGUUAAGUGUAUGUACCAGAGUGGUCUGAGACUGC
Lineus longissimus is the source of this 3647-nucleotide messenger RNA. Its product is annotated as putative lipid scramblase CLPTM1. Lineage: Eukaryota; Metazoa; Nemertea; Pilidiophora; Heteronemertea; Lineidae. The transcript is spliced from 13 exons. Gene Ontology annotation, cellular component: endomembrane system; membrane. The record is from RefSeq and is a predicted model, not a curated record. Bases 139 to 1935 code for a protein of 598 amino acids.